CCAGUUUCAACCUGCUUUGUCAUAAAUGUACAAACGUUUGAACUUAGAGCGCAGCCCCUCUCCGAGCGGGCAGAAGCGGCCAGGACAUUGGAGCUCCAAAAAAGGGUCACGGAAAGGAGUUUUCUUGACCAUGGCUAUGUGGUGCGCGGGGGUGGGGGGGAGCAGGAUUGGAAUCUUUUUCUCUGUGAGUCGAGGAGAGACGACUGGAAAGAGCGUUCCAGUGGCUGCAUGUGUCUCCCCCUUGAGUCCCGCGGCGCGCGGCGGCUUGCACGCUGUUUGCAAACACAAGAACAUUAUGUGCACAAGUGCAGAAAAGGCGUGCGCGCUACCUCGGGACUCAGACCACCGGUCUCUUCCUUGGGGAAGCGGGGAUUUCUUGGAGCGAGUUACAUUUUCUGAAUUUAGAGGCAGAGGGCAGCGUGCCUGGGCGGAGUUCCCAGAAGGAGAUUGCGCCCGCUUUAACUUUGGGGAUAAGCGCCUGGUGACUGUUCUUGACGCUGGGUGUGUGUUUGUGAAACUCUGCGGGGCCCACGGAGCUGUGCCAGUGUCCCGGCACACUAGGCGGAGGGCGGGAAAGGCGGGUGGACCCACCGCGCGGAUCCUCUGAGGGGAUCGAGUGGUGGCAGCAGCU
This is a messenger RNA of Cercocebus atys (sooty mangabey), 631 nucleotides long. RefSeq lists its product as uncharacterized. Bases 26 to 607 code for a protein of 193 amino acids. The transcript has a single exon. The record is from RefSeq and is a predicted model, not a curated record. NCBI's taxonomy places the organism in Eukaryota, Metazoa, Chordata, Mammalia, Primates, Cercopithecidae.